ACCGCGCUGCUCGCCCGCCUCGGGCAGCUGCGGCUCCGCGCCGGCAUCCGAACCCAAACUGACUCCUUAUUUAUUGCGGGAGAGGGGGGCUUUUCCACAGCAUCAUCUGUUUGGAAGAAAGGAGGGAGGAACGGGGAGGGUUAACGCUAAAGAAGUAAGUCUUCUCUGCGAAGGAAAUCCCUUUUGCGCUUUCCAGAUGACCUUUUCUGAAAAUGUAGCUUCUCCAGCUGAACGGUUUUGAUUUUGACUACCAAGUGUGUGAAACUGAUCCCUAAGUGCUCCACAAACCGUAGGAUGUGUGCUUCCGGGAUUAGCAAUAUGGGGCAUCUGUUGUCGCCUCUCCUCUUGAGCCUGGCAGCAGUUUUUUCCAAAGUGACUGAGAGUCGAGGGAUCCUGGAGAGCAUCCAGAGGUUUUCUUUGCUGCCCACGUACUUGCCGGUGACCUAUCGCAUCCACAAUGCCGAUGUUUCCUUCUUCCUUAAGGAAGCCAACCAGGAUAUUAUGAGGAACUCCAGCUUGCAGUCCCGGGUGGAAUCCUUUCUGAUUUACAAAUCCAAGAGCCCCCCCAUGUUAAAUGCCAGCUAUGGGCCUUUUUCCAUUGAACAGCCGGUGCCCCAGGACUUGAUGCUGUCCUCAAAUCCCUUUGGAUCCACCAACAAGUUCACGUACAACUGGAAGCUGCAGGCCUACAUCCUGAGCAGCAAGAUCUACCUGAGCAAGCCGCGGGUGCAGGUGCUGUUCUACAUCGUGGGCAGGGACUGGGACGAGUACAGCCCCGCGGAGCGGCUGCCCUGCCUGCGCGUGUUCGCCUUCCGCGAGACGCGCGAGGUGCGCGGCAGCUGCCGCCUGCGCGGGGACCUGGGGCUCUGCGUGGCGCAGCUGGAGCUGCUGCCCAGCUGGUUCAGCCCCCCCAGCGUGGUGGCUGGCCGCAAGAAACAGCUGGAGAGGUCUGAGGGGAGCCCCGUGGAGCUCUACUACUCCAUCCAAGCGGGGGAUGAGAGAGGGGAGUGCGCCAAGGAGGACGUCAGGAAAAGCAGCGGGAUCCGCUCGGGGCGCAACGACAUCGACGAGUCGGGACCUCCCCUGCAGAGGAUCGGAAGUGUUUUCCUUUACCAGACACAUGCUGCCCCUUCUUUAACUGAAAUGAGAUUGGAUAAUAAUAUUGUCAUCCAGUACGCACCAAAGACCGUCAAGCAAGGGGACAUUCUGACUUUCCUUGUGUCUGUUGCUAAAAACUCCACAGAGGAUCAGUUCACGCUGAGGGCCAAGGUGAAGAGAGGUGUGAACGUUUUCAGUGUGAGAGCCAGCAGCCCCUACCUGUGGGACAUCAGGGAGAGUGUGGAUUACACUGGCAAAUAUGCACCAGCUGUGGUUGUGUGCCAGAGGAAAUCUGCUGCUGAGAACAGUGCGGAGGGUCCUGCCUCUGAAAUCAUGCAGAUUGAUUUUGAAAUUGAGGAGCUGACUGACCUGCCCGAGACCCAGCUCAUCACCUGGCAGGUGGAAUAUCCUGGAGACACCACAUCAGACCUGGGCAUCUCCAAGAUCUACGUGAGCCAGAAGGACCUGGUAGGAGUUCUCCCUUUGGCUAUGGAAGCAGAGAUCCUGAACACAGCUAUUCUCACUGGGAAAACAGUGGCUGUCCCUGUCAAGGUGGUUUCUGUGGAGGAUGAUGGCACUGUGACAGACCUGGUGGACUCUGUGGAAUGCAGAUCUUCAGAUGAAGACGUCAUUAAGGUUUCUGACAGAUGUGACUAUGUCUUUGUCAACGGGAAGGAAAUGAAAGGCAAAGUGAAUGUCGUGGUUAAUUUCACUUACCAGCACCUGAGUGCCCCCCUGGAGAUGACAGUGUGGAUCCCUCGUCUCCCGCUGCAGAUUGAGGUCUCUGACACAGAGCUCAAUCAGAUCAAGGGCUGGAGAGUCCCCAUCAUCUCUAAUAAGAGGCCGGCCAGGGACAGCGAUGACGAGGACGAGGACGAGCGCAGGGGCAGGGGCUGCACCCUGCAGUACCAGCACGCCAUGGUCAGGGUGCUCACCCAGUUCGUGGCCGAGCCCCCCGAGCCCGGGGCCCAGCUCAGCUUCCUGCUGGGCUCAGACUGGCAGCUGGACAUCACCCACCUGGUCAGGGACUUCAUGCAGGUGGAGGAGCCCAGGAUCGCCCAGCUGCACGAGGGACAGGUCCUGGUCGGGCUGGAGCUGGGCAUGACCACCAUCCAGAUCCUGUCCCCCCUUUCAGAUGCCAUCUUGGCUGAGAAGACAGUGACAGUGCUGGACGAGAAGGUGACAAUCACUGACCUGGGAGUGCAGCUGGUGACAGGACUGUCCCUCUCUCUGCAGCUGAGCCCGGGCAGCAACAGGGCCAUCUUUGCCACUGCAGUGGCACAGGAGCUGCUGCAGUCCCCAAAGCAGGAAGCAGCCAUCAGCUGCUGGAUCCAGUUCAGUGACGGAUCUGUCAUGCCCCUGGAUAUUUAUGACUCCAAAGACUUCUCCUUGUCAGCCACCUCUCUGGAUGAGAAGGUGGUGUCCAUCCACCACGACCCCAAGUUCAAGUGGCCUGUGAUUGCUGCUGAGACCGAGGGCCAGGGCACGCUGGUGAAGGUGGAGAUGGUGAUCAGCGAGUCAUGCCAGAAAUCCAAAAGGAAGAGCGUCCUGGCUGUCGGGAGUGGCAGCAUCAAGGUCAAGUUCGGGCAGAGUGACGCCAGCCCCAACGCCAGCGACAGCAAGCACAGGGGUGUCCAGCUGGAGAGCGACCGGCGCCACAAGAGCCCCUGGCAGGAGAGAGGGGACGGGCACUACUCCAGCUCCUCCGUGGGCCACGAGCAGGGCAGGGCCACCACCACGCACAGGUCUGUUCUGAGCAGGAAGGAGGACAGGGAGAGCCUCCUGGACGAUGCCAGCCAGAACGUGCCCCUGGACUUCACCAGCUUCCCCGCCCAGGUGGAUCUGCCCAGGGCCGGUGGGGACAGCGAGGACAGCGAGCUGGUGCCGUCCCCGCGGGGGCUCAGCGACCUGGAGAUCGGCAUGUACGCCCUGCUGGGCGUCUUCUGCCUGGCCAUCCUCGUGUUCCUCAUCAACUGCGUCACCUUCGCCCUCAAGUACAGGAACAAGCAGGUUCCCUUCGAGGAGCAGGAGGGCAUGAGCCACUCCCAUGACUGGGUGGGGCUGAGCAACAGGACAGAGCUGCUGGAGAAUCACAUCAACUUCUCAUCCCAGCAGGAUGAGCAAAUCACAGCCAUCGACAGGGGGGUGGACUACGAGGAGAGCAAAUACCUCCUCAGCACAACUGCCACCAAAAACAUCAACGGACAGUCCUUCAGGUCUCCUGAGUCCACGUUCAGUGAGGGCAAGGAACAGAAAAGUGAGCCAACCGCUUCUCCUACCUCCAAGAGGAAACGGGUGAAAUUCACCACCUUCACCACCAUCUCCUCUGACGAUGGCUGUCCAACUGUCAACUCAAUCCUGAUGAGUAACGAGGAUGACAUUAAAUGGGUCUGCCAGGACAUGGACCUGGGGGAGUGCAAGGAGCUUAAAAACUACAUGGAGAGGUUACACGAAAAUGCGUAAUGAGACACAAAAGACUUUUUUGGUUUGGUUUGUUCGUUUGUUUGUUUUUCACUCACCUUUUGCCUUUAAUUUUGGGUAGUGGGGCAAAGGGUUGUAUUCUGACAGGAAUCAGCUGGUGGAUAAUUACUCACUGGAGCCCCAAGAAGCCACCCAAAAGCAGCUGGGAGAGCAGAGAUCCUGGACAGCUGUUUAAAUUCAAGUCCUCUCUGUGCUCAGAGAUGGAAGUGAGAGAUGUGUGUGGGUUUUUGAUACAUGAUAACAUGAAAAAAACUUAGAAAAAUAAUACGGUCUCAUUCUCUGUGCUUUCCCAGGAAAUCAAUAAAUAUAACAAACUCCAGUGCAGUUUGGAUAUUACAAAGCUCACACAGCUCUGCUGUUCGAUAUUGCAAGCUUUGGUUAAAAGCGAGAGAUUGGUCUGAGAAUAAAUAGAUCCAUGAGAAGAGCAUAUCGUUCAGGCCACGUGCAGAGAAUAUCCAUCCAGGAACAUUCAUUUAAAGCUGACAAAAGCCAACAGUGAAUGAAGCAGCUCCCAGAGCUGAGGAGUCAUGAUUUCCAAAGAGUCUGGAGGGGAUAAAGGCGUAACUGGGCUGUUUACAAACCAGCAUGUUUGCCUCCCAAGCACUGACAGUGGAUACACAGAUACAGUUCAAACUGAAACUCUCUUUUUACGUAGAUGCCAAGGUCAUAAACUUUGCCAGCCAAUUUUGGGUAUUUGUUAAUUUGUAAAAUAGGAGAAGAUAUGAUCUAUACUCAGACUAUCACUCAUCCUAAGGAGGGUCUUUUGGAAAGUUUGAGAGAAUGAGCUAUUUUUAAAAGCCCGCUUUGUUUGAUUGUCCUGUUUUGGAUUUGUAUUCCCAGCCCUUUCCCUGGAGCUCCCCAUCUGGUAUCCUGAGGGCACUCCCCAGAUCAGUCAGCCUUGGAGCUGUGGUCCCUUCCCUUCCCUCCCGUGCACAUCACUCCAGGGCUGCUCCUGCCGAGCACAGCCCUGCUGGUGCCACGCUGUCCUGGCUCUCCCUGCUGUCCCUUGCCAGGGCUGUCCCUGUCCCUGGGCCCAGUGCCCCGUGUGCUGAACUGCCACCAGCAGCAGCAGCUGCCCCUUGGUCCAUCCCCUGCCCUGUGUCAGCUCCUCGUGCCCCCCAUCCUUAGCCCAGCACGUUUAGAGGGCACUGGGAGGUCACAGGGGAGAGCUGCACGUUCCACACUGAACCCUGCACAGCUCAGCUCAGCAGAUUGCAUUUGUUUCUCCCAGGGGUGAUGGUUAUCCUCUGUUUUCUUGAUAAGGAUGUACAUACAGUAGGAUUUCAGUGACUACCCUUCCAACCCGACGUGCCCUCCAGCCUCAAACCAGGACAUGUCUUGUGAGGUCCAACAGCAGCCUCCAAUGGCCAGUGGCAAAGUGCCAAAGCACUAGCUAAAAUCCAGGUCAUGGAUUUGAUAUAGAAAAAUAUUUCAAGCUCCCCUUUAUUUUCUGGAGUCAGUCCUUGCCCCCUUUUUGUUAAGUCUUCCAAGAUUGAAUCUAGGUUGCUCAGUUUAAUACACACCCGCCCUCCCACAAACACUUAGAUUGAAUCCCUCUAUAUUUAGAAUGUACUGUAGAUUGUAAGAAUGUAAUAUAUAUAUUUAUAAACAUGCCAACUGUGAAUAAAAUUUGCAUUUUAGUGGCUUCAUCUUUUUUUCCUACUCCGCACGCCUCUUUCCUUUGGCUGUCAGAACAUUCACCCUGAGGAGCCUGGCAGCAGUACAGACAGGAGGGCUUUGAUGGAUGCAGGAGGCACAAUCCACUCACAGAAUUGUAUUGGCAGUGCUGGGGGACCACAGGCAGCACCAACAACCUGUCAUGCUACAGAUGUACGUGCACCGAGUCACCCUAACAAGAUUUGGAACUAUUUGCAAAUAAAUCCAUGUGCUUUAUUU
Molecule: messenger RNA, 5475 nt
Organism: Melospiza melodia melodia
Lineage: Eukaryota; Metazoa; Chordata; Aves; Passeriformes; Passerellidae
Gene: TMEM132D
Product: transmembrane protein 132D
Exons: 9
Coding region: 295-3561 (1088 amino acids)
Source: RefSeq, a predicted model, not a curated record